AUGCCCGAACCCGCCAAGUCUGCGCCCAAGAAGGGCUCCAAGAAAGCGGUCACCAAGACGGCCGGCAAAGGAGGCAAGAAGAAGAGAAGGACCAGGAAGGAGAGCUACGCCAUCUACGUGUACAAGGUGCUGAAGCAGGUCCACCCCGACACCGGGAUCUCCUCCAAGGCCAUGAGCAUCAUGAACUCCUUCGUCAACGACAUCUUUGAGCGCAUCGCCUCCGAGGCCUCCCGUCUGGCUCACUACAACAAGAGAUCCACCAUCACCUCCAGGGAGAUCCAGACCGCUGUGCGCCUCCUGCUGCCCGGUGAGCUGGCCAAGCACGCCGUGUCCGAGGGAACCAAGGCUGUGACCAAAUACACCAGCUCCAAGUAACCAGCUCUGCUGCUGAUGCUCCAACCCAACGGCUCUUUUAAGAGCCACUCACUGC
This is a messenger RNA of Xiphophorus maculatus (southern platyfish), 430 nucleotides long. RefSeq names its product histone H2B 1/2-like. Gene Ontology annotation, cellular component: nucleosome. Gene Ontology annotation, molecular function: structural constituent of chromatin; DNA binding; protein heterodimerization activity. Bases 1 to 375 code for a protein of 124 amino acids. The record is from RefSeq and is a predicted model, not a curated record. The transcript has a single exon. Lineage: Eukaryota; Metazoa; Chordata; Actinopteri; Cyprinodontiformes; Poeciliidae.